AUGUCAGACACAACCCUCAAGGCGUCUGAAGCCUCCGGACCUCGGGCUGUAGUUACAGAUCAAGCUUCUUCUGGUCCUGUUGAAGGCCCCACCGAUGCCUCUUUUGGUGAGCACAACCUUAGCUUCACCACCACAGACCUCAGCCUGGUGGAGAUGACGGAAAUAGAAUACACACAACUUCAGCAUAUACUCUAUUCCCAUAUGGAGGCCCAGUCAAAUGAAAACGAAGUGGAAAGUAGGUUAAACUCGAAUUGCUUCUCAGCCAACACUGCUGCAAAUCAGUCCCAUUAUUUGUCAUCUAGUAGCAGUCAAGGUGGCUUCUCAUCAAGCAGCUCUGGAAACCAGUCUCUCUACCCCAUUAUCUGCCAGUCUGGCUUGACUUCUGACAGCAGUUUCACGGGACCUAACCAGUGUCUAGGGCAUAUUGACUUUCAAGAGCUAAGGAUGAUGUUGCUUAGUGAAUCUAGCCUUCCACCAGGCCAAGCUGAAAAAGCACCUAAUGGGAGCUCCAUAGAUACCAACGGGCAAAAUUUAGUAAAAUUAAAAUAUAGUGAAACCUCGGGCGGGAUAAAUAAAGAAAAUGUAGUUGCAGAAACUUUAGCAGCAGUUCCUGAAUCCAGAGCCAAAUCUGCAGUCCGUGUUCGGUUAGAAGACCGAUUCAACAGUCUCCAGACUGAAAUUCCCAGGUGCCAAGAAACUCAAGAAACUGGAGUAGCCCUUAACAAUUUAGUAACCCUCAUUCGCCAUCCUUCAGAAGCAAUGGGUGUACCUCUCCACCAGCAGCAGAACAAAUGUACCACUUUAGUGAAAAACAGGACUGCUGCCACUGCGACGGCCGCCUUGCAAUUUACAUGUCCAGUCUUUACAGCAAACACUGCUCCUCCUGCAACUGGAAGCACUAAUGCUGCACAAGCACAGAGCUCUGGAGCCAGUGUGGUAGAAGCAGUCAAACAUCAAGACCUUGCGUUGCCCCGAGCUUUUUCUGUAUGUUACCAGCAAGAAAUUGAAACUAGCAAACAAACAGUUGGUGCCAGAAAUAAAGCUGUACCUGAACAUGUUUGGAUUAAAUUGGGAGGAGAGGCUUUAUGUAAGCAGUCAAUAAAUAGAAGAAGUCGUAGUCGUACCCAUCCCUUGGAUACCAACAUACAGCGCAGGCCUCUCGGUGACAUACAGAAUGUGUGUGAGAAUCAAAACGCUGUCCCAGCUCAGAGUUCAUGGCAAACAGUCCAGCCUGCCCAAAAUACUCACAAUGGAAGCCAAGGCAGCGUCUCCCAACGCCGGGAGAGGCACAACCGGAUGGAAAGAGACAGAAGGCGCAGAAUCAGGAUUUGCUGUGAUGAACUGAAUCUUCUCGUUCCAUUCUGCACUUCAGACACUGAUAAGGCAACAACCUUACAAUGGACAACAGCAUUUCUAAAAUAUAUUCAAGAGCGACAUGGAGAUUCUCUGAAAAAGGAAUUUGAAACUGUGUUCUGUGGUAAAACAGGCAGAAGACUAAAAUUAACAAGAUCAGAUCCCAUAGCAACCUGUGCUGCCCAGGAGAUCACACAGAAUAGUACAUCUACGGACAUGAAAUAAUAUGAAAAGUGAUCCACGAUGUCAAAAUCGAAAUUCACCCACUGGACUUUUCUUAUAACAUGGUUGACAAUAUAUAUAUAUAUAAACACUGAAGAAAUGACAAGUUUAUUCAAAACAAGGAAAAAAAGAACAAAACCAACAAUGUUAAUUUAGUAGAGCUUUUCAUUUGUGGCAGGGCAAAAAUAGCACUCAAGGCUAGUAAAUGCCACACUCCAUCCCAUUUCCAUUUUUGAUUUUGUUUUAUCAAAAUAUUUAAUAAUUAAAACACUACAUAUGUAGCAACCUGUUCUUUUCCCUCUUGAGCAUGCUCAUAUUUAUAUAAAUUAAUAGAAAUGCCACGAGAACCAGUUUUACUAUUGGAAGAAGAAAUGUAAGUAAUUUAUAAACUAUAUAAAAAUGGUAAUUGUAUAUAGUAACUCAGAUUUUUCAUUUGUCAAAGUUCAUACCCUGUAAAACUAAAAUCUAUAGAAAAAGCUGUUCACUAUGCGUUACAAAUACACUACUAUUUUAAAUAUAUUUUGCACUUUCUUAACAACUUCUCAUACAGGAUAAAGGCAAGGAUUAUAUUUUGCACAAACGUCCAUUUAAAUGGAUAGAAAAAAAUGCAGCUGUAAGUUCUGAUGGAAGUCUCAUCAACUUCUCUGGUGUUUUAUGUGACAAUUCCCAUCCUUUUAGUGCAAAAGUGGUAUUUUGUAAAAAUACAUGAAUUUUAAGUGCAGAUAUUUUUUUCCUUUCAUUUUUUAAAAAAUAACUAUUAGCUAUAUAUUUGUUAGGAAAGCAUAUUUAGCAUAUUUAUUUGACAGUGGCUUUAUCAGAACAGAUAAUGCUAAUAAGUAUUCUUGUACAGAACUUACCACAAAAUAAAUACUGUUUAAAUCACGGAUAUUCACACUUGUGUAGCCCCUUUAUUUUCAAUCACCAAAAGAAAAAAAACACAAAACAGAAUCAGCCUAUUAUAAAAUAGGCAGGCACAAUAUUAGAGUUUUUAAAUUUAUUUUUACAAUAAUGUAUACACUCAGUUUUGAUGGCGUUUGUUUUCUGUAUGUUGGGUUUUUAUCAAUACUUAAUGUGGAAAGGGUAUAAUGCGUCAUUACUGAAUAUCCUUUAUAAUACGGGAGAAAUGUUUAAAUUCAUCUCUUAAGAAACAGAUGGCAUGCACAUUUUUUCCUCAAACCAUGCAUUUGCUAAGCAUUCACAUCACAGAGUGAGCUCUAACUAUAUCAUGAUAUCACAUUUGCAGAAUCUGUUUCCAGUGCAGUUGUGGUCAACUCAACACCCACAAAAACGCAGAUGGAUGUCCAACAUGGCUUUUGAUCCAAUAGAUUAAGCUGUUGUGGGCACAAAAUCUUAGGAAGUGAAUUUCAAGGGAAUCUUUGAAUUAUGCACAUUUUAUAAACGGUAGUUUGAAUCAUCCAGUUUGAUUCAAUUCACGCAUUUUACAUUUAUGAACCCCAGAAACCUUAGGGAGCUCUACAAAGUACCCCACUUCCUAGCCAUUUAAUGGGUCUACGUCUGUAUUCUCUGUCUGAAUCACCUGCCCAGGUAUGUACAGUUGGCCCAUCUGGCAAAUAAUACAUGAAAUGUUUACAUGUUAUUUUACCAGUAGCAAAAUAGGAUUCAUAAACAUCGAACGGUGCCAAAUGAAGUCAUUGCAAAAGCAGGUAGGAUCUUAGGAAGAGGGAAACUGUUAACUGGAAAAUACUUCAGGAAUAAUAGUACGUCUCUUCAAAGAACCUAUUCGGUUUAUAUUUUGCAUGAAAUAGGAAUUAACUACAGGGGCCGUUUUACGUAAGUUGAUUUUUUUUCCCCCUCAAAGGAACUGAAAUAUAGCAUCUAUUUUAUUCACUUUCUCCCCCCAAUCAGGACAAUGUUUCAUUGUGUAUGAACAAUUCCAUUAUGGGGUCCU
Molecule: messenger RNA, 3484 nt
Organism: Protobothrops mucrosquamatus (brown spotted pit viper)
Lineage: Eukaryota; Metazoa; Chordata; Lepidosauria; Squamata; Viperidae
Gene: TCFL5
Product: transcription factor like 5
Exons: 6
Coding region: 1-1578 (525 amino acids)
Biological process (GO): regulation of DNA-templated transcription; spermatogenesis
Cellular component (GO): nucleus
Molecular function (GO): protein dimerization activity; DNA-binding transcription factor activity, RNA polymerase II-specific; RNA polymerase II cis-regulatory region sequence-specific DNA binding
Source: RefSeq, a predicted model, not a curated record